Molecule: messenger RNA, 2107 nt
Organism: Mycena citricolor
Lineage: Eukaryota; Fungi; Basidiomycota; Agaricomycetes; Agaricales; Mycenaceae
Source: the annotation of a GenBank genome assembly
UAUCAGCUCAGCACUGGCGAGCUUCGGAGUGCUGCAUGCACGGCUCCUUCAGAACUUUUGUAAGCGAUCUUUGAGCACUGGCUGGCUCUCGGACACCGCACGCUAUUGCAAUUCCAAGUUCGUGCGCCGCACGCCCACAACAUCAAGAUCCAUCUGGUCGCAGUCACCCCGAGAUCCCUUGAAGUCCAUGGAAUUGGAGGCAAAUACAAGCGCAGAGGGAAGGCUGCUCCAUUUCGAUGCCACUGCACGCAAAUGGAUUCCCUCGAUGGCCCAUGUCCCAGGCCAAACCGUGGCAGAGUCACCUCCGCGGCUGUCUCUCUUGUCCUGGAACAUCGACUUUGCUGGCUCCCUAUUGAUCACCCGCUUCAAAGCCGCGCUGGAUCACCUCGAGAGCCUUCUUUCCCAACCCUCAGCGCAGCCCACAGUCAUCCUACUGCAGGAGGUCGACCAGGACUGCUUCGCGCCCCUUCUGGCACACGACUUCAUCCGCACCCGCUACCACGUCACGAACGACGCGUCUCCCCAAAGCUACAGCACGCUGACGCUCGUCCCGAACCCUCUCGCCGCGUACGUUUCCGCCGUGACGCGUGUGCCCUUCGCGCGCGGUUCGGAGACGCGCAUGAGUCGUGACUGUCUAUACGUCGACUUGGACCUGCACCUGCCGCAUGCCGAAGAGCCAUCCGCCCUCUUCCGACUGCGGAUCGCCAACACCCAUCUGGAGUCGCUCCGCGGCUUUGGCGACGCGGCACGCCCCAAACAGCUGGCAAAGAUCGCGAAGUUGUUGACGGCGCCAGGGAUUGACGGUGGUGUGGUUGCGGGCGACAUGAACUGCAUCGCCCCAACUGACCAGGAUCUGGCCGAGAAAGUCGGUCUCGCGGACGCGUGGGUGAAGAAAGAGGGUGACGAGUCAAACGCUGAAGGAGACGACACAGGCGAGGCGGACGGUCAUACCUGGGGCUACCAGCCUAAAAAUCGGUUUCCACCGCGCAGGAUGGACAAAGUCCUUUUCGCCGGAAACGUAAGCGCUACGAUUGUUCAGCGUGUCGGAGUGGGGCUGCGAGUAGAGCGCUACAAAAAUCCGGUGUGGGUCAGCGAUCAUUAUGGACUGUUAGCAUCAUUAGCGUUCAGCCGACCUGCCAUUGAGAGCUGAUACAGAUACAUAGACCACGCAUAUAUCCUCUGGUAUAAAUAGAUACAGCAGAGAUUGUCUACGAGGAAGCCCGGUCCCAGCUGCCAUCACUCCUGUUCGCGGGACUCGCGGCCCCAGAUGCCGGCUCGUCUCGAUAAUGCGAUGAAGAUCCCGCCUGGGGUUGAUCAGUCGGCUGAUCCCGAUACGCGCCCUCGCGCGCAGUGGAAGUCAACCGCGUCUGCUCAUCAGCUUCAUCCUCGUCAUCCGAGACCUCUCCAAAUGCAUCAUACAGCUCCUUCGUUCGCCCCCCACCGCUCGUCCGACCGGACCUGACGCCACUCAUCGGAACGUCAUCGCCCUCCGGCAGCGUCGAGUAAUUGCGCAACUGUCUCGCCCGGCGACGCCAGAAGAAGAUCCCCGCGCCAGCGAUGAAGACAGCGACAGCACCGAUGGCGACAAAGAACCAUGCCUGGCUCUUGACCAGGUUCGACAUGUCCGAGAACCAGCCCUCGUCGGCAGUCGGGUGGCUCGACCGAGUGCUCGAGGGGCUGGGCGAGCUCGAGGCAGUCGGAGUAACCGACAACGACGUGCUAAACAACACACUGUCGUCAACGGGCUUGCCUUGUCCAGGGAACGUCGCAUUCGUGUUUUCCCCGGCUGCAUCCCCGUGAUCACCUGGAAGAUGCGCAGUCGGUUUCGAGUGUUGCUUUGUCGAGCUGGCGGCCAAGGAUGUCGUCGGGUUUGGCCGGGGAGGCGGUACCGCAUCGACUAGCGGAGGGAAGAUCACAUCGUCAUCGUCAUGGGGAACUUGGAACGGGAAGGCCUUCGAUCCAUCGACAGCAGAGCCCCAGAACAUCAUGUUCCAGCCCAAGAAGCUUCCGUUGGUUUGAGACGAAGCAGAGCUUGUCACUUUGAUCGUCCAAUCUCCAUGGGGUUUUCGCCCCAGUGCUUUACAGACAUGAAAGUCCACCCAGGAUA